GCUGCCAUCUGUCCGACUCUACUUCUUUAAGAUCUCUUUAAUCAUCUGUGCAUUCAGGUGCAGUUUGAUAUCUACCCAGGAGGGUCUGUUCAUUCAGGUGCAGUUUGAUAUCUACCCAGGAGGGUCUGUGCAUUCAGGUGCAGUUUGAUAUCUACCCAGGAGGGUCUGUGCAUUCAGAAGCAGUUUGAUAUCUACCCAGGAGGGUCUGUGCAUUCAGGUGCAGUUUGAUAUCUACCCAGGAGGGUCUGUGCAUUCAGGUGCAGUUUGAUAUCUACCCAGGAGGGUCUGCGUUUCGCCAGUCAGUCAGAUCUGUUUAUGAACAAAGAUGGCUACCUUCACCAACCACUCAACCAAUGAGAGCAGCGAGCAAAACUGCCGCUGUCGCUUCAAGGAGGACUUCAAGUACAUCCUGCUUCCUGUCAGCUACACUCUGGUCUUCGUGAUUGGCCUAGCCCUGAACUUCACGGCCAUGUACGUGAUCCUGUUCCGUACAAAACUCUGGAAGCCCUCCACGGUGUACAUGUUCAACCUGACAGUGUGCGACACCCUCUACAUCCUCACCCUACCCUUCCUAAUCUACUACUACGCCGACGAGAACGACUGGCCCUUCAGCGAGCCGUUCUGCAAACUCAUCCGCUUCCUGUUCUACGCUAACCUUUACGGUUCCAUCCUGUUCCUGUGCUGCAUCAGCCUGCACCGCUUUCUGGGUGUGUGUUACCCGAUUAGGUCCCUGAGCUGGGUCAGCGCCAGGAGAGCCCGGCUGGUGUCUGUUGCGGUAUGGGCGUGUGUGUUGAUGUGCCAGGCUCCCGUUCUCUACUUCUCACGGACCAGGGACGAGGGAACGGAGAGGGUGUGUUUCGACACCACCAGUCCAGAGUUAUUUCAUGACUUCCUGGUGUACAGCUUGGUGGUAUCUAUGCUGCUGUUUGCCUUCCCUUUCAUGGUGGUGAUGGUGUGCUAUGGACUGAUGGUGAGGAAGCUUCUGGAGCCCACCUGGGGGGCAGGAGGGAGCCAGUCGAGGGGAGUCGGGAGGAUCGCUCCUCAUCGCUCCAAACAGAAGUCUGUGAAGAUGAUAAUCAUCGUGUUAGCAGCGUUCAUGCUGUGUUUCCUACCUUUCCACCUGACCAGAAGUCUGUACUACUUCCUCAGAUACCUGGAGCAGAUGGAUCCCUCCCAGGUGAGCUGUGAGCUGCUGAAGGCGUCCAGCCUGGCCUAUAUGGUGACACGCCCCCUGGCCAGCGCCAACAGCUGUGUGGAUCCCGUCCUUUACUUCAUGGCUGGGCAGGGUUUCCGUAGUAACCUCGGCAACAAAAAUCAGAGCAUCGCCAAGGAAACCAGGAAGCGUGAUGGCGGCCCUUUCGAAGCAGCUCUGACUGUCAGGAGAGUCAAUCUAUGUACUGAAUAGCUAUGGAACCGAGUGAACUCCAUUGGACAAACACACUGGAAGGAUGACUGGUUCCUCUAAACAGAAUAUUAUUUAGCCCAUAUUAUUAGCCUGUUUGAAGGAGAAUGUAUGUCAUGAUAUUUUACUGAAUGUUCUUUCCCUGACUGGUAAAUACUGGGAGAUUACAACAUACAAUAGAAAUACCAGAUGUCUUAUUUGAAAGUGAGAGGGGAAUACAGUAACUCAUUGAAAGUGAGAGGGGAAUACAGUAACUCAUUGAUUGUGAGAGGGGAAUACAGUAACUCAUUGAAAGUGAGAGGGGAAUACAGUAACUUAUUGAAAGUGAGAGGGGAAUACAGUAACUCAUUGAAAGUGAGAGGGGAAUACAGUAACUCAUUGAAAGUGAGAGGGGAAUACAGUAACUCAUUGAAAGUGAGAGGGGAAUACAGUAACUCAUUGAAAGUGAGAGGGGAAUUCAGUAACUCAUUGAUUGUGAGAGGGGAAUACAGUAACUCAUUGAACGUGAGAGGGGAAUACAGUAACUCAUUGAAAGUGAGAGGGGAAUACAGUAACUCAUUGAAAGUGAGAGGGGAAUACAGUAACUCAUUGAAAGUGAGAGGGGAAUACAGUAACUCAUUGAAAGUGAGAGGGGAAUACAGUAACUCAUUGAUUGCAAUCUGACUUAGCUAAGGAAGCUAAAGACAGGAAGAAAUACAUUGGUUGACGCUGAGGGUGUAGAGAGAAUAGAUGCUGUUAUAACAUGUCAGGGACGUUAGUGAUACUGUAAUCACAAUAAACAGUAAAUAUAUA
Messenger RNA from Oncorhynchus kisutch (coho salmon), 2194 nucleotides. RefSeq names its product P2Y purinoceptor 2. The record is from RefSeq and is a predicted model, not a curated record. Gene Ontology annotation, cellular component: plasma membrane. Gene Ontology annotation, molecular function: A1 adenosine receptor binding; G protein-coupled UTP receptor activity. The coding region runs from base 326 to 1405 and encodes 359 amino acids. Gene Ontology annotation, biological process: G protein-coupled receptor signaling pathway. Lineage: Eukaryota; Metazoa; Chordata; Actinopteri; Salmoniformes; Salmonidae. The transcript is spliced from 4 exons.